UCCCGAUCUUCCAUCCCCAAUGCCGACAUCUCAACCUCACAUAACCAUUCGGACCGGCCUGAGCAACAUGGGCUCGCCUACAGAGGCUGCUCCGCCUGGCGAAGAUUCGCAGAAGAUAAAACGCGCCCAAAAAGCAUGCUUGAAUUGUAGGAAGAGAAAAAGCAGAUGUUUACUCGACCAAGGCGGGGAAAUUCCGUGUCUUCGAUGCAAAAAAGAAAAUCGAGAAUGCGUGCUGGGUGGCAGUAACCGAGGCGGGCGACGAGUGCGUCGGAAAACGGUACCAUCGCUGUCGACCUUUGCACAAGAAGAGAAUAGCUUUCCCCUGGGAAAUGUCGGGACAACUCCCUGGGUUCGAGUGGAUUCAGAAAGCGUGCAACAACAACAGCAUCAGCAGCCGCCCGCAUCUGAUAGUCAAUUGCCGCGCUCCCAAUCGCCAAAUUCCGAGAUCCAGUUCGGCUACCUGCAAAAUCCCUCUGAUGCCCUGGGUAUACUAGCUAGAGUCGCUGAGUCGAGUUCAGAAGAGACGGGAUCGAGUGCAAAUGGCCAUCCACAAGGUCCCCAUAACAUGUCGGGCACGCAGCCACUAGUGUCGUUGAACAUACCAUACGCUUUGCUCAGCAACGGAAGCCUCACGUUGCCAAUUCUACAUAACCUUCUGGCACGCUACAAAGAAAACUACCAUCCGUAUUAUCCACUUGUCCCAGCAGCGACGUUCGAUACAUCCCGACUCGCUGUUACGGCAAAGAAGGAACCGCAUCUCCUGACCGCAGUUCUUCUGAUCUCUUCGAAAGACUUGUCUGAAGAGCCUCACAUAUAUGAAGCAUGUGCGACACAUAUGAAAAGUUUGGUGUCUGAUCUUGCUGCCGGGGGUGAUGCAGAUGUCGAGGCUGUAGAGGCACUUCUCAUACUUGCUGAAUGGGCCCCAUAUACGCAACGGCGCUCAGGCAAAGUUGGAAAGGGUGAAGAAGACAAAGAAAGCUGGAUGCAUGUAGGUCUUGCAUUAAGAAUCGCCUAUUUCUUAGCCCUUGACAAGUACUCUUUCCGAUAUGUUGAUCAAGGCAAAGAUCCCCAGCACAGUCGGAAGCGGCUGCUAUGGACGGCAGCAUACGUAUCAGAUCGACACAUAUCAAUACGGAUAGGCAAGGCAUUUUGGUCGCGAGGACCAGGUCCACUUACGACUCUUAGACGGGAAGAUUAUCCAUCGCUGAUGCCGAGUGGCCCCAAUGAAGAAGACUACGCAAGUAUCUUCCAAGCUAAUUUGGAACUCACUCAACUUUUCAGCAACGUUCAUGAUGUUUUAUACUCAAAUCCCGGAUCGAGCUUCCGCACACAUAUGAGUGGCAGCUACAUCAAAUUUAUUGACGACUUCCGCUCUGCCAUUUACGGAUGGAAAAGUGUCUGGGGCACCUUAACCUGCUCUCCAUCCCUCAAAGCAUGUCUCCUAAUGUCCUACGACUACCUCCGCCUCUACAUCAACGCAUUCGCCUUCCAAGCCACCAUCCUCCGCGCCCUCCCUCCCUCCAACCAAUCCACCGACCCCCCAUUGCAAAACCCAACCCCCGCGGGACCAGGCAUGCAAGUCCCUCAACGCGUCUUCGCCAACAACGUCGGCGCCGUAGGAGACGUCCGCUUCAUCUACGAAGGCCUCGACGCCGCGAAAGCGAUCCUAACAACCGCAAACCACUUCGUCGACCCAGAAAAAGCACUCCGCUACAUGCCGUUACGAUACUACCUCUACCUCGUCUAUGCAGGCGUCUUCCUCUACCGUGCACGUUGCACCGGCGUCAUCAGCACCGACGAAGACCGCGCCAUCCGCGCCAUGAUCAACGAAACCGUUUCGCGCCUCCGCCGCUCCAGCGUCGCCGCCGACACAGGCAUCCAGCACCCCGGCAACAGAUACAGCCAGCUCCUCGAGCUCCUCUGGGCCAAAGUCCCCAGAAAAGAUAAACCAUCCCGUCAUAGCUUCCGUCAUCCAGGAACACACAUCGCGAGUACACCGCUCGACGUCCCGGGGUAUGGCGGAGCUGCGACUCCGGGCGCGGGGAUCCCCGCUACGUCGCCUUCGCAUGCUACGUCUACGACUACGGGCGAGAGUCCCGCGAUGACGGAGCAGAUGGGGGAUUUUGGGUGGACGGAUCUUAGUGCUGUUGGUGACUUUGCGAUGAAUGGUGGGGCUGCAGCGGGAGCGGGUGCUGGUGCGAAUGGGAAUGCCGAGGAGGCUGCGCUUUGGUCGGGGUUUUUGCCGCUCGAUAUGGGGUGGAGUUCUGCUCUUGCCGGUGGGGGGACGGGGUUGAGCUGGGAUGGCAUGGGCAUGGAUGGGAGUGGAUUGGGGAUGGCCUUCUGA
This is a messenger RNA of Periconia digitata, 2344 nucleotides long. The record is from the annotation of a GenBank genome assembly. Lineage: Eukaryota; Fungi; Ascomycota; Dothideomycetes; Pleosporales; Periconiaceae.